AAGAGCGAGAGAGCCGAGUGCAUAAGGUGCAAAUGAACGAACCGGUUCUCCGCACUGCGCGACUGCGUCUUGUUCAGCAGAAUUAUUAAUUAAUCUUACAUACGUCGCACAUUAUUUGUAUGUAAACUGUAUCGCGAGAAACUGUCACACGAGCUGGAAUGUGAAACUGAUAUGUGACUGCUACAUUUCUUUGUGCAUAUUAAAUUAGAGUAGAUUAAAGGCUAUCAAAAUGACGACGGAAUUCACGUGGGAUGUCGAAAAUACGGCAGCAGCAUGCUCGACCACCGACGAAAGCACGCCACUUUUGUCAGCGAGUGGUCAAGCCAUGUCCACCGAGAAGAUUGGUAUCUCGCAACAGACUUUGGUCUCCACCACCAAUGGCCAGCUCGGCCAGGCUAAGAAACUUCCGCAAUACCUGGCAGGCAUAGCAGCGACACUCGGCGCGCUCGCUGCUGGUAUGGUGCUCGGCUGGACAUCGCCCGCCGGUGAAGAUGGUAUAAAUCUAAAAAGAGAUUAUGACAUAUCGGUCACCAAAGCCGACUUCUCCUGGAUAGGAUCACUCGCUACUCUUGGAGCGGGCGCGAUGUGCAUUCCCAUCGGCAUGAUAGCGGACUUAGUUGGGCGAAAGAUUGCCAUGUUAAUCAUGGUGGUCCCCUUCACCGUUGGUUGGCUACUUAUUAUCUUCUCGAACUCACUGCUCAUGUUCUACUUUGGUAGAUUCAUUACCGGCCUCAGUGGUGGAGCCUUCUGCGUGGCUGCUCCCCUGUAUACGGCAGAGAUAGCCGAGAGCGAGAUUCGCGGCACGCUCGGCUCCUACUUCCAACUGAUGCUGACAGUAGGUAUCCUGGCCUCGUACGUCCUUGGCGCCGUUAUCGAAAAUAUGAAGACACUGUCGAUUAUCUCGGCGGUCAUGCCGCUGAUUUUCUUCGCGGUGUUCUUCUUCAUGCCGGAGACACCGGUGUACUACUUGCAGAAGAACAACGAGGACGCCGCCAGGAAGAGUUUGGUCAAACUUCGUGGCAAUCAGUACGAUGUCGAGGUCGAGUUGCGAGCGCUACGCGAGGUGAUCGAGGAGAACAGACGCAGCGGCGCGUCGUUCACAGAAUCGAUUAAAACCAAGGCCGCCAAGAAGGGCUUUGUAAUCGCUUAUGGUUUGAUGCUCUUCCAACAGAUGAGCGGCGUGAACGCCAUCAUCUUUUAUUCGUCGGACAUCUUCGCGAAAGCCGGAACCUCCAUCGAGGCGAACAAAGCCACGAUCAUCGUGGGAGCGGUGCAAGUGAUAUCGGUUUUCCUCGGGACUCUCGUCGUCGACAGGCUAGGCAGGAGGAUCCUGCUGCUGGCGUCGAUCGUGGUGCUGUUCCUGAUGACUCUGAUCCUUGGAGUUUACUUCUACUGUAGCGUGCACACCACCGCCUUCGAUGACAUCAAGUGGUUCGCAAUUAUCCCGCUCUGCGUCUUUCUCGUAUUGUUUUCCUUCGGCUUCGGACCGAUCCCGUGGAUGAUGAUGCCGGAGAUCUUCGCGCCGGAGGUGAAGGGCAUCGCCGGGAGUAGCGCCUGCCUAUUCAACUGGCUUAUGGCUUUUAUAGUCACCAAAUUUUACUCGGACAUGACCGCCGCCGUGCAGCCCUACGGUACUUUCUGGAUAUUUUCCUUAUUCUGCGCCGUCGGCAUUUUGUUCGUUUACUUCUUAGUCCCGGAAACCAAAGGCAAGUCACUGGAUCAAAUACAAAGGGAAUUGAAUUAUUGAUCAAGAGUUGACCAGAGACACGCAGAAGAAUAUAAAUUGUACAUAUUGAGACGUACAUUUUAUAGUUGUACAUAUAAUAAUAAGUUUACAGUACUUAAAUGAAGCAACAUAUUUUAUAAAUUGUGUAAAUCGUGUCAAGCUUAUAUCAUAGUCCGUUAUAUCAUGUUAUAUUUUGUAUUUGAGAAUGGAUAUAAUUUGUUAUUCAAUAUCCACGUUGACAUUUUUAUUAUAAUGCUGUCUUCUUAACCCUCACGCGCGGAGGAUUCAUCAACUGUAAAUUAAAAAUAUAUUUAACUUUAAUAAGUAAAUAAUCGAACAAAAUGUAUUUCUAUUUUUUUUUUAAUUAUAUUAAAUAAUAUAGUAUCACGUCCAAAAUAAACACCCUUCAGAAAUGUAACAAAAUCAAAAUUCAGCGUAAAAUGCUACUUUACGACAACGUUAUUUUAUUACACCACAGCUCUAAGAAAAUUUUAAAAUGGCUCGCAAGCAUCACUAGUCGAUCCACCCUUUGAGGGUCCAAAGAAGUUAUCAGUAUCCUAAUGAUAUUAUAUGGCGAUAUAUUUUAUUAAAUUAUAUAUUUUAAGACUGAUUAAUAAACUUGUAUAAAGCUUCUAUUGAUUACAUAUUGAUUAUUAUUUAAGUUGGCAUUAUUAUAUGUGUAUGUGAUAUUUAUUUGCUUACUGCAAAUAAAUUAUUGUUGACCAAUACAAAUUCGCACCUUCGACGAAGUAUAUAGAUGAUUCAAUAA
Molecule: messenger RNA, 2495 nt
Organism: Wasmannia auropunctata (little fire ant)
Lineage: Eukaryota; Metazoa; Arthropoda; Insecta; Hymenoptera; Formicidae
Product: facilitated trehalose transporter Tret1
Exons: 2
Coding region: 230-1747 (505 amino acids)
Biological process (GO): transmembrane transport; carbohydrate transport
Cellular component (GO): membrane
Molecular function (GO): sugar transmembrane transporter activity
Source: RefSeq, a predicted model, not a curated record